GUAGGUGGCGCUGUCUAGAAAUUAAUAAAGGCUCUAAAGCUGCUGGAACUAUUACUGCUGCUGACGCACCAGCAGAAAUAACUUUCACUUUGUCACACUGAGGACUGCGAACUUAAACCUGACAAUGUUCAGGACAUAUUCGCUCGACGGAGGCAGCAGUGACUCAGAUGGUACAGCAGCAGCACCAGCAUCAAGUUCGCCGUUUCGAUCCGCUCUGCGUACCAGCACAUUCACGAGAGGCACACAGACCCCCCGUGUUAACCUGUUUGGAGGAGGCAGCAGUAACUCAGAUGGUUCAACAGCUGCACCAGCUUCAAGUGUGCCGUAUCGACAUGUUCUGCGUCCCAGAAUCUUGAGGAGCACACAGAUCUCCUCAGUUAACCUGUUUGGAGGAGGCAGCAGUGACUCAGAUGGUACAGCAGCAGCACCAGCUUCAAGAGUGCCAUGUCAAAUCAUUCUGCGUGAAAAACCUUUGAGGAGCACGCAGACCCCCCGUGUUAACCUGUUUGGAGGAGGCAGCAGUAACUCAGAUGGUUCAACAGCUGCACCAGCUUCAAGUGUGCCGUAUCGACAUGUUCUGCGUCCCAGAAUCUUGAGGAGCACACAGAUCUCCUCAGUUAACCUGUUUGGAGGAGGCAGCAGUGACUCAGAUGGUACAGCAGCAGCACCAGCUUCAAGAGUGCCAUGUCAAAUCAUUCUGCGUGAAAAACCUUUGAGGAGCACGCAGACCCCCCGUGUUAACCUGUUUGGAGGAGGCAACAGUGACUCAUAUGGUACAGCAGCAGCGCCAGCUUCAAAUUUGCUGUUUCAACCUGUUCUGCGUCCCAAAAUCUUGAGGAGCACACAGAACUCCUCAGUUAACCUGUUUGGAGAAGACAGCAUUGGCUCAGAUGAUAAAGCAGCAGCACCAGCUUCAAGUUUGCCAUUUCGAUCUGGUCUGCGUGCAAAAGCACCCAUGAGGAGCACACAGAACCGUUCAUUCAACCUGGUCGCAGGAGCGAUGCCACGAGCCACUGAGGAACUGAGGAUUGUGCUGGUGGGGAAGACUGGAUCUGGGAAGAGCGCCUCAGGAAACACCAUUCUUGGCUGUGAGUCCUUUAAAUCAAUGAUGAGCCCCACGUCCAUUACUGACGAGUGCUCCAAGGCCAGAGCAACGGUGGAUGGACAAGACGUGGUGGUUAUCGACACCCCGGGUCUGUUUGACACCAGCCAAUGGGUGAACACCACAUGUAGACACAUCAGCCAGUGCAUCUAUUACGCUUCUCCAGGACCCCACGUCUUCCUGAUCGUCAUCGGAUUGGGCAGGUUCACGGAGGAAGAGAUGAAGACAGUGCAGCUGAUUCAUGAGCUGUUUGGUCAGGCUGCAGACAGGUACAGCAUGGUCCUGUUCACUCGAGGCGACGACCUCAAAGGAACCACUAUCGAGGAGUUCAUUGGAAAGUCCCUGGAUCUGCAGGAACUUGUGGCCAGAUGCCACGGCCAGUACCAUGUCUUUAAUAAUAACCUGAAGACUGGCCCUCAGGUCAGCGAGCUGCUUCAGAAGAUCAGAAAUAUUGUGAGGAACAAUAGAGGAAGCCACUACACCAGCAAGAUGUUCCAGGAAGCAGAAAGAGCAAUUGAAGAGGAGAAGCAGCGCAUCCUGAAAGAGAAGGAGGCAGAAAUGCGCAUUGAAAAGGAGCAACUGAGGAAUGAAAUGCAAGCAGUGUACGAAGAACAGCUGAGGAAUCUUAAUGAAUAUCACAAGGCUGAAAGGAUGGAGGACAGAAGAGUCCGAGAACAGGAAAAACAGGCAAUGCAGACCAGGUUGAAUAAACUGACAUGGGAGCGUGACAGGUUUAUCAAUGCAAAGGUGGAGAUGGAAAUGGAGAUGCACAGGGAGAGGCAAAAUAUGGAGCUGGUGGUGGCGAGGGAGCGUCAGGACAGGGAGCAGAUGCAGGAGCAGAUGCAGAAUAUGUUUUAUUCCUUAAGCAUGCAGAACAAUCAGAACAUGAUGGCAAUGCAGCAGCAGCAACAGGAGAUAGAAAGGCAGCUGAGGCUUAGAGAUGAUGCAGCAAGGACAGAAAGAAGUCAGUGGGAAGCAGAUAGAGCUGAAUUAAAGGCACAGUAUGAAAGAGAGCUGAAAGCCAAGGAGAAAGCUUUGGAGAAGAAGUAUGAAAGAGAUGCCAGAUUAGAAGUUGAAAAUGGAAGUCGAGCGAUGGGUAGCGUCCUCAAUGUAGUCACAGAAUUUCAUAGAAAUCCACUGAAGUUCAUUUUUAAGUCCUUAUUUGGAAGCGCCACCUGCACCGAGGAGCACCAGAAUACCUUCACUUUAUCCACACUGAGGAUUGAAACCUGUCGCUUCAGCCUGACGAUGGCCAGCAAACAUCCCGUCAAUGUGUUAGUCUUUGACAUUUUGAAGGUAAACGGUACUUCGUCAUUUUCCUGCUUCCAAACAGCAGCGAUGCCACGAGCCACUGAGGAACUGAGGAUUGUGCUGGUAGGGAAGACUGGAUCUGGGAAGAGCGCCUCAGGAAACACCAUUCUUGGCUGUGAGUCCUUUAAAUCAAUGCUGAGCCCCACGUCCAUUACUGACGAGUGCUCCAAGGCCAGAGUGACGGUGGAUGGACAAGACGUGGUGGUUAUCGACACCCCGGGUCUGUUUGACACCAGGCAUGAUGUGAACACAUGUAGACACAUCAGCCAGUGCAUCUCUUACGCUUCUCCAGGACCCCACGUCUUCCUGAUCGUCAUCGGAUUGGGCAGGUUCACGGAGGAAGAGGUGAAGACAGUGCAGCAGAUUCAUGAGCUGUUUGGUCAGGCUGCAGACAGGUACAGCAUGGUCCUGUUCACUCGAGGCGAUGAUCUCAGAGGCAGAACUAUCGAGGAGUUCAUCGGGAGGUCCCCAGAACUGCAGGAUCUCGUGGCCAGAUGCCACGGCCAGUACCAUGUCUUUAAUAAUAACCUGAAGACUGGCCCUCAGGUCACUGAGCUGCUUCAGAAGAUCAGAAAUAUAGUGAGGAACAACGGAGGAAGCCACUACACCAGCGAGAUGUUCCAGGAAGCAGAAAGAUUAAUCAAUGAGGAGAAACAGCGCAUCCUGAAAGAGAAGGAGGCAGAAAUGCGCAUUGAAAAGGAGCAACUGAGGAAUGAAAUGCAAGCAGUGUACGAAGAACAGCUGAGGAAUCUUAAGGAGUAUUUUGAGGCUGAAAGGAUGGAGGACAGGAAGGUCCGAGUACAGGAAAAACAGGCAAUGCAGUGCAGGUUGACUGAACUAACAAGGGAGGGUGAGAGGUUUAUCAAUGCAAAGGUGAAGAUGGAGAUGGAGAAGUUUAGGGAGAAGCAAAAUAUGGAGCUGGUGGUGGUGAGAGAGCGUCAGGACAGGGAGAAGAUGCAGGUGCAGAUGCAGAAUAUGUUUAUGGCGUUAAGCAUGCAGAAUAAGCAGAACAUGAUGGCGAUGCAGAAUCAACAGCAGCAGCACUGGGAGAUAGAAAGAAAGAGAAUGGAGCAGCAGCAUAGAGAUGAUGUAGCGAGGAGGAAGAUGGAGCUCCACAGAGCUCGACGGGAAGCAGAAAAUGCAGAAAUCUUAAAGGCACAGUAUGAAGGAGAGCUUAAAGCCAAUAAGGAAACUUUGGAGGAGAUGCUUGAAAGAGAGGCCAGAGAAAAAGUUGAAUUAGAGGCAAAGUUUCAACAGAAGCUGGAAGCCAAGGAGAAAGCUUUGGAGGUGAUGCAUGAAAGACAGGCCAGAAGAAAAGCUGAAGAUAGAAAUCCAGUGAUGGCCAUCUUGGAUAAUGUAGCUGAACUAUACAAGAAUGUGGGAGAAGUUUUUGAGCACAUUUUCAGCUAGUUCAGAACCCACAGA
Messenger RNA from Amphiprion ocellaris (clown anemonefish), 3838 nucleotides. RefSeq lists its product as uncharacterized. NCBI's taxonomy places the organism in Eukaryota, Metazoa, Chordata, Actinopteri, Pomacentridae. Bases 125 to 3823 code for a protein of 1232 amino acids. The record is from RefSeq and is a predicted model, not a curated record. Gene Ontology annotation, molecular function: GTP binding. The transcript has 11 exons.